This is a messenger RNA of Tigriopus californicus, 1437 nucleotides long. RefSeq lists its product as uncharacterized. Bases 57 to 1319 code for a protein of 420 amino acids. NCBI's taxonomy places the organism in Eukaryota, Metazoa, Arthropoda, Copepoda, Harpacticoida, Harpacticidae. The transcript has 15 exons. The record is from RefSeq and is a predicted model, not a curated record.
GUGUGGCAAUUUCUUCAUCAAGUCUCAGUCAGUUUUGGGAACCUGGACAGAGGACGAUGUGGUCUCACUAUGGCUUUGUCCUUGUUGUGGUCGUUUUAGCUAACUUUGGCGUCCCCUUUUAUGCGGGAGGAGCCAACGUCACUCAAUCAGAUCGAGAUGGAAAAUUGCUUUCGCUUUUCAAUGUGGUCCGAUUUCAGAACUCCGAGUGUGAGGCAACUUCCUCAAGAAAAGGAAUUUGCUAUACGGAGGCCGAAUGUUCAAGCAGACAGGGAAGUGCCUCUGGCUCAUGUGCCAAUGGAUUCGGAGUCUGCUGUUUAUUCUCUCUUAACUGCGGAGGAACGUCCUCGGAAAGUUGUGCUUAUCUCGUUCAAUCAGGGAGUAAUAUUCCCAGUCCUUGCACUUACACAAUUUGCAAGAGCCAUCCGAGUAUCUGCAGAAUAAAGUUUGAUUUCAUGGCUUUCACCAUCAAUGGGCCGAUAGAAGGCACCGUUGUGUCUCUUGGAGCAGUAGUUUCAUCCAAUGCCGGUGCCAUUGGGGAUUGCACUCGAGACACGUUCUCCAUUACUGCUCCUGAAAACUUUUCUCCACCUGUGAUCUGCGGCUACAACACGGGCCAACACAUGAUCGUUGAUGCCAGUGAUGCUUGUCACACUGCCAAUUUUGUCAUGAGUGGAACGGGAACAAGAUCGUGGGACAUUAAAGUCACCCAAUACAAAUGUGGCGACGAAAUGGGAGGGGACAGUGGUUGCCUUCAAUGGUUCACUGGCGAAACGGGAACAUUUGCAAGCUUCAACUUUCCUACCACGACUGCUGCUUUGCCCCCUACAACCACCCACUUAUCCAACCAAUUGUAUUCCAUGUGUUGGCGACAGGAAGUGGGAACCUGCGGGAUUUGUUGGGAAGUUGUCAAUACUGGCCAAGACACGGAAUCCUUUGGAUUAAGCACUGGCAGGCUCAAAUUGCCCCAUGGCGAUACCGAUGGGCGUUGCAUUGAUGACUACCUUCUAAUCCCCGAUGCAGUCACUGAUGCCGCCAAUUCAGCUAUGGAUACAUUCACAAUUGGCUCCACUGCUACUGAUAUCCAUUUGUCUGACCGGGUUUGCGGACGGUUCUUCUCGUCAGCCAAGUCGAUUAAUGAUCGGAAGGCAUCGCUUCCAAUUUGCUCUCAAAGACGACCAUUUAGAAUGACUUUUGUUACGGAUGGGGAUGAGAUAGUAAUGCCUGUGAGUAAUCCCAUAAAAGCCGGUGAAGCCGAGACAACACGUUUCCCAGGAGGAAUUGUUGGUUUCCAUCUGAAAUGGACCCUUCAGCCUUGUUAAAGAGGAUUACACGACAGAUCCGCUUCCUAGGUUCAAUUCAUAAUCAUUCAUAUUGGUAUCCAACCCACUUCCAUGUUCUUGCUCAUUAUUGAAAUAUACUUUGUGUUUGUUACUAUGU